Exophiala xenobiotica is the source of this 924-nucleotide messenger RNA. Its product is annotated as 5'/3'-nucleotidase SurE. The record is from RefSeq and is a predicted model, not a curated record. Gene Ontology annotation, cellular component: P-body. Bases 1 to 924 code for a protein of 307 amino acids. NCBI's taxonomy places the organism in Eukaryota, Fungi, Ascomycota, Eurotiomycetes, Chaetothyriales, Herpotrichiellaceae. Gene Ontology annotation, molecular function: hydrolase activity. The transcript has 2 exons.
AUGCAUAUUCUCGUUGUCAACGAUGACGGGCCACCGUCGAAUCAGUCGUCACCUUACGUUCAUUCUUUAAUAGACACCCUACAAAAGGCCGGUCACACCGUUUCAGUGAUUCUACCUCACGUCCAAAGAUCAUGGAUCGGGAAAGCGCAUAUGGUCGGCCAAACGUUGACGCCUACAUAUUUUCGCCCUGGAACUCUUCAUAAAGAUGACGGCAUCACUUCAGAUCGCCCGUUUAAUGACGAAGGCGAGGAAUGGAUCUUAAUAGACGGUACUCCCGCAAGUUGUGUACAGAUCGGCCUUCAUCAUUUCUUCAAGGAAAGAGGUCCUAUCGACCUGGUCGUCAGUGGGCCGAAUUAUGGUCGGAACACCACUGCUGUCUUUGCUCUUUCUAGCGGAACCGUUGGUGGUGCCAUGGAAGGCGCAAUGAGCGGCAAGAAGAGCAUCGCUUUGUCAUACGCUUUCGAUUCCAGAGAGCAUGACCCGGAAAUCAUCUCUACUGCGUCAAAACUGAGUACCCGGUUGAUGGAGAAAUUGACACAAGAAUGGCCCGAAGACGUUCACCUGUAUAGCAUCAACGUUCCUCUACGUAAGGACGUUCAAAACAACAAAAUCCUGUACACCGAAAUGUUGCAGAAUCGAUGGCACAGUGGCAGCUCUUUCGAAGAAUUGCCUCCAGAAGAGGACGACCACGAUCCGAACACGGAGGAGCAAAUCAUUCGUGAGGGUGGAGAGGGUCACAUGAAAGUUACGAGAAAAGUACAUCGCAAGUUCAAGUGGGCUCCGAACUUCCAGGAUGUGCGGAAGGCUGUCACGGAGGCCCAGAAGGGGGACGGAUGGGAGGUGUUACAAGGCAACAUUACUGUGACGCCACUGGUGGCCAACUUCUGGCACUUGCCGCACUAUUCAGGCGAGAUCAAGCUGUGA